GGUAUCUAAAAUUCAAUAUUACAAAUUAAAUUCUUAGACAUUAUUUUAAGAAAUUUUCAUUCUAAUUCCUUACAGCGUUUGAUAUAGGUACUAGAAGAAGAAUUUCAUUUCAUUUUGUCUAGAAAACGAUUAAGAUGGUGUGGAAAACAUUGCACUUACUCUCCGCACUUGUAAUUGUAGCAGGAAAUAAACCAUUACACAUAAUUGUAAAAGAAGGGAAUGAAACAUAUAAAACAAUAUUUUGCCCUCUGCCUCAAAUUGUCCAAGUGUUAAGCGUCACGUAUACAACAUGCAACAUUUUUUGGAAUAAACCUAUUUUUGGUGACAAAUCUGUAAAUUAUGAUAUAUAUCCAAGUAAAGGUGGAGAGAAUCUGACUAGUUUAUUUUAUACAACUUCUCUUAAGGAAAUACCUUUUUCAAUUUCGAAUCUUGAACCUGGCUCUAAAUAUAAAAUCACCGUGAUAUCUAAAAUUUACAACCAAAUCCUUACUAAAAACUCUACGGAUUGCAUCACUAGAUCUAACAUAGAAUCUUCAGUCGAUUUGCUAAAUGUCACGAAUACAUCAUGUAAAAUUUAUGUGAAAACUUCUAUUGAUGAUAAUCAAUCCGUGAGAUAUUACAUAAAUCUAAAUAGCAAUUCAAUGUAUACUGUUUAUAUUACGGGAAAAAUUCCUUUUUCGGAAUCAAUUUUUACUUUUAAAGACCUUGUAUCUGGAGAUAUGUAUGAAAUAUCAGUGCAACCUGAAAUUAACAAUUGGAAUACAACUGCAGUUUCAACGAAGUGCAUCACUAAGUCUCAAUUGGAUCUACUUAAAUUGAUAAGCGUUACGAAUUCAUCAUGCACAGUUACAUGGACAAAACCAGCGAAUGAUCAGAGUUCGAUAUUAUAUUUUAUAGCAGCAAGUACACAAGAUUGGCAAGGCACUAUAAACUAUUUUAAAGAUUUCAAAACAAAAUUAUUUUAUGCUGUCAAAAAUCUGAAUUCUGAAGUCAGCUAUAACAUUACAGUGUAUUAUUUUAUUGACGGAAAAAAAUUUUCAUUAUCAACAACAUGUGAAACUUUAUCUUCAAAAACAGUUUCUAAGGGACAAUUGCAGCCACUCAAUCUGUUAAAUGUCACGUCUACAAGUUGUACAAUUCUUUGGAGAAAACCCAUGAAUGAUAAUCGUACCGUAAUAUAUUAUGUAUCUGUAAAAGAUAAUAAAUUUCAGUCCCCUAUUAACUAUUAUGAAACUUCUGAGUCGGAUGUACCUUUCACGAUUUAUUAUUUAUCACCUGGAUUCACGUAUGAUCUUUCAGUGCAAGCUAAAAUUGAUAAUCAGUUUACUAUUCCGAUUUCAACGAAGUGCAUCACAUUGUGAUGAAACAGUAAAAAUAUGUUUAUCUAUUUAAUAAAAGUUGUCAACUCAA
Molecule: messenger RNA, 1410 nt
Organism: Leptopilina heterotoma
Lineage: Eukaryota; Metazoa; Arthropoda; Insecta; Hymenoptera; Figitidae
Exons: 6
Coding region: 135-1361 (408 amino acids)
Molecular function (GO): protein binding
Source: RefSeq, a predicted model, not a curated record